CGGCAUUAUUAAUCAUUCUACGACGAGGAGAGCUCACCAUCUACUAGCAGAAAUCCGACUUUUAGAUCGUUGGAAGAUUCCUUAAAACCACCUAAAGCAUUAACAGUCUCGCCCCAGAGAAGCCAUGUAUACCCACACUCAAUUCAUGGUGAUAGUGUGGACACUAUGGUCGCUGGGAUUGACAACGACAAUAGCUCGUGUUAUCCUACGUCUCAGAGUCCAACACAGAUUCCAGGCUGAGGAUUACUUUGCAAUCGUUGCCUUCGUUUUCCUCACGGGCUUGACAGCCGUGGUGACAACUGCUGCACCAAUCUUUGAGAUGACCCGAGCAUACUUGCUUGCAGCAGCAGUAAAUCCGUUGACUCCGCUCCCAUUGCCACUCCCGGAGUUCACUGCUCGCACAAUCACCGCAUUGAAGUUGAUGUUUGCGCAAAUGCUCCUGUUCUGGUCGACGCUUUGGGCUGGAAAGUUUUCACUUUUGGUCUUCUUUCGUCAAAUGGUUGUUGGGAUCCCAAAGUACAUGCAUGUAUGGUGGGGAGUCUUCACCCUGGUUCUACUCACAUACCUCGGAUGCAUGCUGUCAAACUUCUUGACCUGUGUUCCUCUGCAAAAGUACUGGAGCGCAUCUGGAUGCUCGGCACCUGGAGAUCUGAAGCGCUCUGACGCAAGUAUAAAAUUCGCUACUGGCGCGGAUAUUGUGGCCGACUUGUUGAUUAUGUUGUUACCACUCCGUCUUCUUUUGACACUGCGAAUCUCACUCAAGCAAAAGCUCGGCCUCUCUUGCCUCUUUUCUCUCGGCAUCAUUGUCGUAGUAUUUGCCUUCAUUCGCUUGUCCAAAGUCACCAAAGCCACCGCCGAAUCGAAGACGGACCCAACAACGAUGGCCGACGCGCCCAUCAUACUUUCCCUAUGGUCAACAAUCGAAGCAGCGGUUGCUGUCGUCGUGGCCAAUUUACCUGCUUUCCGGUCGAUAAUUCGGAAUAGAGGCAAUCCCGGGAUCUCGGAUUCAAAGAGAGAGCGAAGCACUGGUUAUCCGACUACGGUGGGAACAAAAGUGAAUACUAGUCGAGCUGCUAUUAUGAGGCGGGAUGUUGAGCUGGAGAGUCUACAUUCGUUUGAGGAUGAGAUUGGUGGGAAGUCGAAGGUGAGAGUGGGGGAUAUUGAAAGGGCAGGAGAGGGGGAUAUCGUGAUGAUGAAGCACGUAUCCGUUGAGUCAAGACAGCGUCUCGAGGGAGCCACUUCCGAGAGGCCGCACUCUACACUUAGUCUACCUUUGGCGUGAAAUGGACACGAAAUUAAAAAUAUGCUGGAAUGGCCAUAUUGCGUCGGGCGACAAUACGAGCGAGAUCCUUUUCCUCUAGAGUAAGAUUCCGGAUUUCGCCGAACUACUCAAAUCACGUUUUCGAUGGACGACCCUAAGGAGAUGGUUAGAUAGCUACCGAAUGGUUUCGUGUGAUAGGGAAAGCCCGGUAGGUAGGAAGCCAACUUCAGGCAUUUGGAAAGCUCCGUGAAAAGGCCAUGCUGGGGAGUUUGAGGAGAGUGAACGGACUCAAGUUAACGAAAAUGAAGCGGUGGCGGACUGACGGAUUAGCACAGUCUGGAGCCCAGAAAGAACAUCGCUGUUGAUAGAAAGAGAGAGUUUAAUGAGUUUGAGAAUAGGCGCGACGAGUCCAUGCCUAGGAGCGGAAAUUGUGUAGUUGCUAUAGCACAUGUAGACAGAUCUUGAUGGUCUAAGCGCUUCAUAGCUUUAAUAAAACGCU
Hyaloscypha bicolor E is the source of this 1760-nucleotide messenger RNA. RefSeq lists its product as uncharacterized. NCBI's taxonomy places the organism in Eukaryota, Fungi, Ascomycota, Leotiomycetes, Helotiales, Hyaloscyphaceae. The coding region runs from base 125 to 1282 and encodes 385 amino acids. The transcript is spliced from 6 exons. The record is from RefSeq and is a predicted model, not a curated record.